This is a messenger RNA of Sphenostylis stenocarpa, 549 nucleotides long. The record is from the annotation of a GenBank genome assembly. Lineage: Eukaryota; Viridiplantae; Streptophyta; Magnoliopsida; Fabales; Fabaceae.
AUGACAACAACCUACGGCACGAUCCCAACCUCGGGGCCUCCGAACCUGGAAUACAUAUCGCGCGCCAAGCAGCGGAUCAAGGCGGGGUUGGGGACGCGGCGGCCGUGGAAGGCCAUGCUGAAUUUCCGGUCGCUCAAGGUCCCCGGCCGCGGCGCGGCGGAGGCGCUGUCGCGCGUGGCGGUGAACGUGUCGUACUUCCGCAUGAACUACGCAAUGGUGGCCCUGCUGAUUCUCUUCCUGAGCCUCCUCUGGCACCCCAUCUCGCUCAUUGUCUUCCUUCUCCUCAUGGCGGCAUGGCUCUUCCUCUACUUCCUCCGCGACGAGCCCCUUAUCCUUCUCGGCCACCUCGUUGAUGACCGCCUCGUGCUCGUCGCCAUGGCCGUCCUCACAGUAGCACUGCUGCUGCUCACCGACGCCACCGUCAACAUCCUCGUGGCGGUGGCCGUCGCCGUGGUGGUGGUGGUGGCCCACGCCGCGUUCCGGAGGACGGAGGAUCUGUUCUUGGGGGAAGAGGAAGAAGCUGCCGCCGCCUUGGCUGGUGCUGCUUGA